Molecule: messenger RNA, 2065 nt
Organism: Sitophilus oryzae (rice weevil)
Lineage: Eukaryota; Metazoa; Arthropoda; Insecta; Coleoptera; Curculionidae
Product: m7GpppX diphosphatase-like
Exons: 1
Coding region: 674-1663 (329 amino acids)
Biological process (GO): deadenylation-dependent decapping of nuclear-transcribed mRNA
Cellular component (GO): nucleus; P-body
Molecular function (GO): RNA 7-methylguanosine cap binding; hydrolase activity
Source: RefSeq, a predicted model, not a curated record
UGCCUUCGGAUUAUUUUACUUUUAAACGAGGUUUUUACAGUUUGCAAUUUUACUCGCAAUGACACUUGGCCCUCGGGUACCAUACUUUUUCCCCGUUGGAUGUUGUGCGUCGGAUAAAAUAUAUUUUUUUAUCGUUCUUUAAUAAUUCUCAAUGGUACUUAGCAAAGUUGAACUUAUUAUUUGGAUUUUAAUAUGUUUUGUUCAACGAUUAUAAAUUAAGUUGCUCUUUUCAUGGAUCGUACCAUCCAUCACGAGAAUCCAUGGAGUACCAAAUUACACCAAAUGGUACGGUGUACAAAAUAUUGCAGACUGUAAAACACCGUAGAUUGUUUUAGGCAAUUCAUAAUACAAUAGUUGCAAUUUUUGGUUGCCUAUCUACUGUUUGAGAUUCAUUUGUUUAUUUUUAACAGAGGUUAAGUGAAUUUUCCUUGUUAUCAGUGCUAAUUGAUUAAGAUGCAAUUGUUUCCUUCAUUUUUAAGGUAUGUAAGGAGUCGUUAAGUAUUAUUUUUAUUAGUAGUUGAAAUUUUAUCGAGAAUUAGUUUAACAACGCAUGACUAUUUUUAAUUCGAUCUGAUAUGUCAAGAUUUUCGGGAGAAGGGGUAUGGUUAAUAUAAAACUAAAAAUUUUAAAAUUUUUUAAAUUUUAAAAAUCGGAGAAAUCGACUAUUGUAUCCAUGGCUAGUGUGACGAUUGAGAAUUCGGAAGUGAUUCCAGCAAAGAAAUUAAAAUUAGAUACAACGAAUGGAGAAACUCUUCACGAAAAUAUAAAAGACUUAUCAGACUUUAAAAUCUCGAGCGUUUUACAUAACAACACAAACAGAAAAACGGUCAGUUUAAGAGGAAACUUCGAAUCGAAAGUGGGAGAAGCCGUUGUUAUUUUAGAAAAGACCGCGUUCUCCGCAGAUGGUUUAUCGAAUUUUACGGAUAACGGCCAGCUAGAGAAAGUUUUUCACAACGAUAUCUACGGAAAUUAUAAAUAUUUCCCUGUUGUCGAGCUAAAUAGUAUUAAAACAACUAUUAUUCAUCCUGCUACAGAGAAGCACAUUAUUAAAUAUUCGUCUCAGAAUACGUACAUGGUGGAUGAGACACCGGAUAUCUAUAACAAGUUUGUGUUGCCCCAUCUCCUAGAAGAAAAAUUUGAUCUAACAUGGGUUUACAAUAUUUUGGAGCACGUUUCUGAAUCAGACAGAAUCCUUGUCGAAGAUCCAGACCCAAUAAAUGGCUUUGUUAUGGUACCUGAUCUGAAAUGGAAUGGUGAAAUUGAUACUUUAUACUUCCUGGCUAUAUGUAACAAUAGAGAUAUUAAGUCUGUUCGAGAUUUAAGUGCUGAACAUAUCCCAUUGCUUGAAAAUAUAAAGGAAAAAGGAAUUAAUGCUAUUGAGUCAAAAUACGGACUAGAUAGUUCACAGUUGAGGAUUUAUUUCCAUUAUCAACCCUCUUUUUAUCAUCUUCAUGUACAUUUUACCUACCUCAAACAUGAAGCUCCAGGUAUACUGGCAGAAAGAGCUCAUAUGCUUACUACAGUGAUAAACAAUAUAAAAUUGGUCCCUGACUAUUAUAAAAAAGCCACUAUACCCUAUGUUGUUCGAGAAAAUGAUAAAUUAUUCUUGAAACUAAGUAAGGAAGGUAUUUUAAAGAAACAAGAGAAAAAACAGGAUGAUUGAGUCAGGAUUUAUAGAGUAUCGACCUAAGUUGCAAAGCGCCAAUCUUUUUAUUAAACUUGCUAAAAACUAUUCAGGAAAUUUUAAAGUAAAUUUGUUUGAGGAUAAUUUUGAAAUUAAAAAAGAAAACAACAUUUUUUUGGUAGAUUUUAAGAGAUUUAAAGCUAUUCCUUCAACUUUAUCAUCUUUAAAAAUUUCAGAAAAUAAUAUAUCUUGUAGUUUUUUUACCAAUUCUUCUGAUAGGGGUAGUUUUAAAUCUGAGGUCCUUCAAAAAAAUGGUUCUUCUUCCAGUAUUGUUUUGAAAAAUAGAUAUUUUUUUGAAAAAAAUCUCAAUUAUAUGGUCAAAUGUAAGAGUUGUGAAAAUAAUUUAAAUAAUAAUGUAAUAACUUUUGAAAGAGUCUUACC